GCCUCACCCGAAGAGCUUCACUCUGCGACUCCUCCGUUUCUCUCUAUCCUUUAAUUUGUUGUGUGGGGCUGGGCUGUGCGUUUUCCGGCGUGUACGGACACGGAAGAGGAGCUAGGGUUCCGGCGAGGAUGGCAUUGCUAUCGGAGCUUGCGACGGAGAUCGUGAUCCCGGUCUGCGCCGUGAUAGGUAUCGUGUUCUCGCUCGUGCAGUGGCUCGUGGUUUCGCGCGUGAAGCUCACGCCCGAGCGCCACGCGCCCGCCUCCGCUAACAAGAACGGCUACAGUGACUACCUGAUCGAGGAGGAGGACGGCAUCAACGACCAGAAUGUCGUCGCCAAGUGCGCUGAGAUUCAGAGCGCCAUCUCCGAAGGUGCGACAUCCUUUCUCUUUACUGAAUAUCAGUAUGUUGGGGUCUUUAUGAUUGCUUUUGCAAUUCUGAUCUUCCUCUUCCUGGGGUCCGUGGAGGGCUUUAGCACGAAGAGCCAGCCCUGCACUUAUGAUCAGCAAAAGCUGUGCAAGCCAAGACUUGCAACUGCAAUCUUCAGCACUGCUUCUUUCUUGCUUGGUGCUGUCACCUCAGUUCUGUCUGGUUACCUUGGGAUGAAAAUUGCUACUUAUGCCAAUGCAAGGACAACUUUGGAAGCAAGAAAGGGUGUGGGCAAGGCCUUCAUUGUAGCAUUCAGGUCUGGUGCGGUGAUGGGUUUUCUCCUUGCUGCAAAUGGUCUUUUGUUUCUUUACAUUGCCAUCAAUCUCUUUAAGCUGUACUAUGGCGAGGAUUGGGAAGGUCUUUUUGAGGCUAUCACUGGUUAUGGCCUUGGUGGAUCUUCCAUGGCACUCUUUGGAAGAGUUGGUGGUGGUAUUUAUACCAAGGCUGCAGAUGUUGGUGCUGACCUUGUAGGAAAGGUUGAAAGAAACAUUCCAGAGGAUGACCCAAGAAACCCAGCUGUAAUUGCAGACAAUGUUGGUGAUAAUGUUGGAGAUAUUGCUGGAAUGGGAUCUGAUCUUUUUGGCUCUUAUGCUGAAUCAUCUUGCGCUGCUCUUGUCGUUGCUUCCAUCUCCUCUUUUGGUAUCAACCAUGAUUUCACUGCAAUGUGUUAUCCACUUCUCAUCAGUUCUAUGGGCAUCCUUGUCUGUUUGAUCACAACCCUCUUUGCAACUGAUUUCUUUGAGAUCAAGGCUGUCAAGGAAAUUGAACCAGCACUGAAAAAGCAACUCAUUAUCUCCACUAUUCUCAUGACUGUGGGAAUUGCGAUAGUUAGUUGGAUUGCCCUGCCAUCAUCCUUCACAAUUUACAAUUUUGGGACUCAAAAAGUUGUGAAGAACUGGGAGCUCUUCUUGUGCGUGGGUGUUGGUCUUUGGGCUGGACUUAUAAUUGGAUUUGUUACAGAAUAUUAUACGAGCAAUGCGUACAGCCCUGUGCAAGAUGUUGCUGAUUCCUGCAGGACUGGAGCUGCCACCAAUGUUAUAUUUGGCCUUGCUCUGGGAUACAAAUCUGUCAUCAUUCCAAUUUUUGCCAUUGCAGUCAGCAUUUUUGUUAGUUUUAGCUUUGCUGCAAUGUAUGGCAUUGCAGUGGCUGCUCUUGGGAUGCUGAGCACCAUUGCUACUGGGUUGGCCAUUGAUGCUUAUGGACCUAUCAGUGACAACGCUGGAGGCAUUGCUGAGAUGGCGGGCAUGAGCCACAGAAUCCGUGAGAGAACUGAUGCCCUUGAUGCUGCUGGGAACACGACUGCAGCCAUUGGCAAGGGAUUUGCCAUUGGAUCUGCUGCACUUGUGUCUUUGGCUCUAUUCGGUGCCUUUGUGAGUCGUGCUGCUAUUUCAACUGUUGAUGUAUUGACCCCGAAGGUCUUCAUUGGACUGAUAGUGGGUGCCAUGCUUCCUUACUGGUUCUCUGCCAUGACCAUGAAAAGUGUCGGAAGUGCAGCCUUGAAAAUGGUUGAGGAGGUUCGCAGGCAAUUCAACACUAUUCCAGGUAUCAUGGAGGGUCUUGCCAAGCCUGAUUAUGCUACCUGUGUCAAGAUCUCUACUGAUGCAUCCAUCAAGGAAAUGAUUCCUCCUGGGGCCCUUGUGAUGCUUACGCCUCUUAUUGUUGGAACCUUCUUUGGCGUCGAGACGCUGUCCGGUGUUCUGGCUGGUUCCCUUGUUUCUGGUGUUCAGAUAGCAAUAUCUGCAUCUAACACUGGUGGUGCAUGGGAUAAUGCUAAGAAGUAUAUUGAGGCUGGUGCUUCAGAGCAUGCUAGGACCCUUGGCCCAAAGGGGUCUGAUCCACACAAGGCAGCUGUGAUUGGUGACACCAUUGGAGACCCACUCAAGGACACCUCAGGUCCAUCACUCAAUAUCCUUAUUAAGCUCAUGGCAGUGGAGUCCCUUGUGUUCGCUCCUUUCUUUGCCACUCAUGGUGGCCUGCUUUUCAAGAUCUUCUAGGAGGGGGAUGGCAAGAACGCUUGGGGGGAAGAAGUUUAUUUCCAUUUAUCUCUUUUUUGUCCGAUGGAAGAGGUUUAUUAACUUUUUUUUUUUUUCAUUAUCCUUCGCCCUUAGGUAGUAUUUGGAUUCAAUCGUGAAUUUGAGAAUUAAUUUUGGGAAAUGAUUUACCCAAGUAUGAGGGUCGUGUAGUCUUGAGAAUUGAGCUUCAUAUUGGCUUUGCUAAUUGCAUUUUGGGAAAAGUUCACAUAUCUUUAUCAAACUA
This is a messenger RNA of Alnus glutinosa, 2682 nucleotides long. Its product is annotated as pyrophosphate-energized vacuolar membrane proton pump 1. NCBI's taxonomy places the organism in Eukaryota, Viridiplantae, Streptophyta, Magnoliopsida, Fagales, Betulaceae. Gene Ontology annotation, biological process: proton transmembrane transport. The record is from RefSeq and is a predicted model, not a curated record. Gene Ontology annotation, molecular function: inorganic diphosphate phosphatase activity; diphosphate hydrolysis-driven proton transmembrane transporter activity. Gene Ontology annotation, cellular component: membrane. The transcript is spliced from 8 exons. Bases 129 to 2420 code for a protein of 763 amino acids.